Lonchura striata (white-rumped munia) is the source of this 4709-nucleotide messenger RNA. NCBI's taxonomy places the organism in Eukaryota, Metazoa, Chordata, Aves, Passeriformes, Estrildidae. The record is from RefSeq and is a predicted model, not a curated record.
GCGGCGGCGCCGGGCCCGGCCCUGAGGGAGCCGCGCCAUGAGCGUGCGGCCUCCGCAGGCCCCGGACAGGCUGAGCGGCCUCUCCUCGGCCCUGGGCGAUUCCCCCUCGGAGCGAAGAUCCCCCGGCCACGGCCGGCAGCCCUCGGACGCCUCGGAAUCCACAGGGCUGGUGCAGCGCUGCGUGAUCAUCCAGCGGGACCAGCAUGGCUUCGGCUUCACCGUCAGCGGCGACCGCGUCGUGCUCGUGCAGUCCGUGCGGCCAGGUGGGGCUGCCAUGAGGGCCGGGCUGCAGGAGGGCGACCGGAUCCUCAAGGUGAACGGGACCAUGGUGGCCAACAGCUCCCACCUGGAGGUGGUGAAGUUGAUCAAGUCCGGCGCCUACGUGGCCCUGACCCUGCUGGGAUCCGCGCCCGGACCCGCGGGAAUUCCGGGAUCCCAGCCGGAGCCGGAGCCCUCGGGGUGUCCCCAGGGGCCCCCCCAGCUCAUCACGGAGCCCAGGCCCCUCCAGGACCCGGAGGUGCGGAGGCACGCGGCGCAGAUCCUGCGGAAGAUGCUGCGCCAGGCCGAGGCCGAGCUCCAGCGCUGCCAGGCGGGCGCGGCGGGGCAGGAGCAGCUGGAGGCGGCGCGGCGGCGCCUGGGGCAGCUGCAGCUCAAGGUGCUGCAGGAGGAUUUGGGGUCCCGGCCCCUGGAAGGGGAAUUCCUGCGGAGCCUGGCGGGGUCCCCGCAGCUCCCGGGGCGAUUCCCCCGGGAUUCCCGGGAUUCCCGGGAUUCCCGGGAUGGGGACCCGGGGCUGGAAUCCGGCCCCGAGCGGCUCCCGGCCCUGGCAGAGGUAUCCCGGAAUUCCGGCUUUUCCCAGCCCGGCAGCCCCCGGAGCUCCCCCGUGCUCGGCCUCGCCACGGAUCCGGGAUCGGGGAGGCCCCAAAUCAUCGGCCCCGAGGAGGAUUGUGACCCCGGGAGCGGCAGCAGCGAGAGAACCAAGCAGGCCAAGCGCACGCUGGGGCUGGGCGGGCUCUACGGGGAGAACGAGCUGCAGCAGCUGGAGCAGCUGGAACAGCUGGAAAAACACCUGGAAAAACACCUGGAAAAACACCUGGAAAAACACCUGGAAAAGGCUCCGGAGCCGCGGGAAUCCCGGGAAUCCCGGGAAUGUCGGGAACGCCGGGAAUGCCGGGAGCGGGCGGCGGCCGAGCGGCAGCUGGGGCACCUCGGGGACAUCCUCUCCAAGUACGAGGAGGAGCGGAGCGCUCCCAUGGCCUUCGCCCUCAGCACCUUCAUGGCCCACGCCGGGAUCCAGCCCCGGGAAUUCCGGGAAUUCCGGGAAUCUCGGAAUCCCGGAGCCUCCGAGAAGAUCCCGGACAAGGACAAGUGGCUGCCCUUCUUCCCCAAGGCCAAAAAGAGCAGCAGCUCCAGGAAGGAGAAGGAGCAGAGGCAGAACCCGAUCCUGAAAUACAUCGGGAAACCCCGGAGCUGCUCCCAGAGCACCGGGAAGCCGGGCAGCGUCCGGACCAUGAUCCGGCACUUUGAGAACGGCGAGCGGCCGGAGCCGGGCCCGGCGCAGCGCCGCUCCACCGGCAGCGUCCCCGAGGGGCUGCUGGAGGCCAGCAGCUGCCCGCCCGAGGUGCGCCUGGGCCGCUCGGAGUCGCUGAAGGGGCGGGAGGAGCUGCGGCGCUCCCGGCGCGCCGAGCCCGUGCCGCGAUCCCGCAGCGACGUGGACAUGGACACCGGGAAUUCCGGGAAUUCCGGGAGCACCGGGAGCGACACCCCCCGGCUGCACUCGGCCUCCUCCUCCGCCUCCAGCCUCUCCAACAGAUCCCUGGAAAAUCCCACCCCCCCUUACACGCCAAAGAUGGGGCGCAGGAGCAUGGACUCUCCCUUCGGGGCCGACCCCCUCCUCCCGCACCUCCUGGAGGACGAGCAGGGCCCCGUCCCCGACCUGGAGGCGGAUCCCGAAUCCCAAAAUCCCCCGAAUUCCCAGAGCUGGCAGCAGAAUUCCCCGAAUUCCCAGAGCUGGCAGCAGAAUUCCCCAAAUUCCCAGAGCUGGCAGCAGAAUUCCCCAAAUUCCCAGAGCUGGCAGCACUCGGUCAGCCGGGAGCUCCUGGCCAGCCUGAGCCAGCGCGAGGUGGAUCGGCAGGAGGUCAUCAACGAGCUGUUUGUCACCGAGCUGUCCCACCUGCGCAUCCUGCGUGUCCUGGACUCGCUGUUCCUGCAGCGCCUGCGCCGGGAGCAGCUCCUGAGCCGGGAGGAGCUGGGGCUGCUCUUCCCCAACCUGCCCGAGCUCAUCGGCGUGCACGAUUCCCUCUGGGAAUCCAUGCGGCGCCUGCGGGAGGAGCAGGGCCCCGUCAUCGGCGCCAUCGGAGACCUCAUGCUGGCCCGGUUCGAGGGCGCCGCCCAGGAGGAAUUCCAGCGCGCCGCCGCCGCCUUCUGCUCCUCGCAGUCGAUGGCGCUGGAGCUGAUCCGCAGCAAACAGCGCAAGGAGGCGCGAUUCCAGAGCUUCAUCCAGGUACGGAUUGGGAUUGGGAUUGGGGAUUCCAGAGCUUCAUCCAGGUACGGAUUGGCGGGCAGCGCGGAGCAGGAGAAGCUGCGGCAGGGCGGGCUCAGUGCCAUUGAUCCCGUUGUUAUUCCCGUUGUUAUUCCCGUUGUUAUUCCCGUUGUUAUUCCAGUUGUCAUUCCCAUUCCAGCGGCGGGCGUGGAGCAGGAGAAGCUGCGGCGGGCGCGGGAGCGCAGCCGGGCGCUGCUGCGGGCGGUGGACGAGGCCGUGCGCCGCGCCGAGAACCGGCAGCGCCUGCGGCAGCACCAGCGGCGCCUCGACGCCUCGGCGCUGGAGCGCUGCAGCAACCCGCUGGCCGCGGAAUUCCGGAACCUGGACCUGACCUCGCACCGGAUGAUCCACGAGGGACCCCUGGCCUGGAGAGUGGGGAAGGACAAAAGCGUGGACAAGCGCGCCCUGUUCAUCAUCUGCACCUCGGAGCUGGGACCCCAAAUCUACGAGCUGGUGGCGCAGACGUCCUCGGAGAAGAACACGUGGAUGCAGCUGCUGGAGCAGGCCGUCCAAGGGGCCACCAGGAGCCUCCCGGGGCCACCGAAAGAGGAGCAGAGCGAGGCCGGCGGGGACGGAGGCGCCGGCCUGCUGCUGCCAGACCCCACCGUGUCCCCGGAGCUGGCCCGGGACACCGAGCCCGAGGAUUGUUCCUCAGCCGGCAGUGACCCCGAGCCCCCGGGACGGGCCCGAGCCCUGCAGGAGCUGCUGGAGGAGCCAAGGGGGGCCGGGCCGGGGGACCCCGACCCCAUCCCGGGAAUCCCCGACCCCAUCCCGGGAAUCCCCAAAUCCCCGGGAAGCGCCGGAGUGGCUGAGGCAGCGCUGCAGGAUGUGGAGACCCUGCGGCUCCUGAUUGUCCGGAGGCUCCGGCCGGGCCGGGACCCCGACGUGUCCAGCUGGGAAUUCCCGAUGUCCAGCCAGGAUUCGGUGAUGUCCAGCCAGGAAUUCCCAAAGUCCAGCCGGGAAUUCCCAAUGUCCAGCCAGGAUUCCAGGAUGUCCAGUCGGGAAUUCCCAGUGUCCAGCCGGGAAUUCCCCUCGUCCAGCCAGGAUUCGGUGAUGUCCAGUCGGGAAUUCCCAAUGUCCGGCCAGGAAUUCCCAAUGUCCAGCCAGGAUUCCAGGAUGUCCAGUCGGGAAUUCCCAAUUCGGGAAUUCCCAAUGUCCGGCCAGGAAUUCCCAAUGUCCGGCCAGGAAUUCCCAAUGUCCAGUCGGGAAUUCCCAAUGUCCAACCAGGAAGGGCCGGAGGGGCUGGAGCCCAACGGGAUCCGAAUCAACCGGAAAGCCCAGGAGGAGGGGCCGGAGGAGGCCACGCCCCCGCGCGGCUGCAGCCAAUCAGAGCCUGAGCUGCGGGAAGGAGGCGGAGCCAGCGCCGAGGGGAAUUUCUUCUACCUGAGCCUCCCCAGGGGCCACCCCCGGCCGGGAGGGGACGUCGGGGACACCCCCGGGGACGUCGGGGACACCCCCGGGGACGUCGGGGACACCCCCGGGGACACGGAGCUGAUCCUGGGCACCCUGGAGGAGCUGCGGGGGAAACUGCUGAGCCUCAGGGCCCUGGAAGCCGCUCACCGGCAGCUGCUGCGCUCUCUGCGGGGGGACAAGGCCACCGUCCCCGGUGUCCCCGGUGUCCCCAGCGUCCCCGGCGUCCCCGGUGUCCCCAGGCGGGCCCCGCCGCCCCCCGGCCCCCCGGGCACGGCCCAGGCCCCGCGGGGACACGGUGCCACCCACAGCGCUGGCAGUGCCACCAAGGGCACAGGCUCCGAGACCCCCGCCCACCUUUAACCCGGGAGGAGGGGGAUGGGCUGGAAUUUCCCUCCCCUCCCCGAAACCCCCGGAAGAUUUUCCAGGGAAUUCCGGCCGGGAAUUCCCCCGGACAGCCGGACAAAUGCACUUUGUUGGGAAUUCCCCCUUUUCCCCCCAAAAAAAUCCUAUAAAUAUGUACGUACGCCCCUCCCCCACGCUGUAAAUACCCCCGGGUGUCCCCUCCCCCCCCGGUGACAAUCGGGGGUGACACGGUGACAAUCGGGGGGUGGCACCCCCAAAACCCCGGGAUUUCCCCCCAAAAUCCCGGGAUUUCUCCCCAGAACUCCGGGAUUUCCUCAAAACCCUGCGUUUUCCCCCCCAAAUCCCGGAUUUCCCCCCAAAAUCCCGGGAUUUCCCCCCAAAAUCCCGGGAUUUC